Betta splendens (Siamese fighting fish) is the source of this 1937-nucleotide messenger RNA. Its product is annotated as P-selectin-like. Bases 741 to 1499 code for a protein of 252 amino acids. The record is from RefSeq and is a predicted model, not a curated record. Lineage: Eukaryota; Metazoa; Chordata; Actinopteri; Anabantiformes; Osphronemidae. The transcript has a single exon.
AUGGACUGGCUCACGGUAGCAGUGAUGAGCCCCUUAUUAGCCACACAUAUUUUAUCAGAACAGGAGAAACUCGAAGUGGGGAUGAAGGAAUCUGAAUUUAUUUGACACAUCAGCUGAUCAUUCUAACAAAUACUCCUGUUUAGUCUGGCUGCUGGGCUUGUGCUGCGGUACCAGGAAGCCGACCUGCCUGCGAUUUACCGCAUUACACAUGUGAGCAGCCUAAUCUGUUUAUUAUGCAUUCACUCAAAUCCAUAAAAACACAUCUUCGAGGAACUUCACACUGCUUAGCUUCACCGUUUGACCCCGGGCGUCCUGACGGUGAGCUGCGAUUUACAAACCCGGAUUUGUUUUCGGAGUGUUGGAGGAUGUGCCCGCUCUUAUUUCCCUAACAAAUAUAAGAGAAGUGGCUGCGUUGCAGACAAUACCAAGGUACAUGCAUUUUAUUUAGCUUUCUAAUACACAUUAUCCAAAAGGAUUGGUUAGUAUUAAGUGCUGAAUGUAAACUUAGCUCUAAACACAGAUCUGAGAUCUGACACCGAGUGUCGGUCAGUAUUUAAGCUCCUUCUGUAGGCAAAGUAUUGGGACCUCACAAUGUCCGCAACCCCAAUGUGCAGUGGUGCACGCUGUGCUUAUUUGUUUGCCUUUGGUUUUCAUUCAGGAGGUGUUUAACAGAGAAUGUAAUUGAAUGUGUUGCAAGUCCAGGCUGCCACCGAGCGAAGUCACGACGACCCUGGGAAAUCAUGUCGACGAGGAGCGUCCUCUCUCUCUGCCUCGUCUUCGGAGCCUCUCUGCUCGUUCAGGUCUCUCACCAAGGCAGGUUCUACUUUUUUAUAGAAACCCAAAAAAACCAAACGGACGCCAGAAGCUUCUGCAGAGCCCAUUAUACCGACCUGGCAACGUUUAACAGCUCAGCUGAGUUUGCUGCUCUGCAGAAUCCGUGCGCGUCUGAUUGUUGGAUUGGUCUCCAACGGCUGGCGGACCUCUCAAACCUCUGGAUCUGGUCCGACGGAGAAACAAACAACGUCACCAACUGGCAGAGCGGAGAACCGAACAACAUGCUGUCGAUAGAAAACUGUGUUAUUCUGAGAGAUAGUUUUUGGUAUGAUGCACCAUGUGCUCGAAACUACAGUUUUCUGUGCUUUGUGGAUGAACCCAUCUUAGUGCGGCAGAACAAGACAUGGGAGGAGGCUCUGGACACCUGCAGAAAUCUUCAUCUGACUCACAAUUACUUCAAACACAACUACGACCUCUACCAAAUGCGCUCCCAAGACUUCUUCUCAACCAUCCAAAAUGCCAUGGUCACUACUCAGACCCAGGACGUGUGGAUCGGUCUCCGUUACCUGACAGGAACGUGGCUGUGGUUGAAAAACAACCCUCUGCAGGUGCACCUGCCCUCCUGCCCCGCAGCGGGGAAUUACUGUGGCACAAUUACAAAGGGGGGAGAAAUACAAGGCAGCAACUGUGCAGCAAAAAGGUUUUUCUUUUGCUCAACAAACUAAAGAAGAUGUAGUUUAUAUAGCUGGAUGUUAAGAUGCCUUAUUAGUUGAACUUAACAAAUACGAAUGAUUGGAUUUUUAACAAGUUGGUAGUAAACAGAUUGUUGAUGUUGUGAUGGUUUUUAGUUGGAUUUGCAGUUGUGUUUAAACGCGGUUCGGUCAAACUUGUUUCUGAACCUUCUCACUCUUGAAGUUGGUUUGUAGGCUCAGUUCUUAUCACUUGUGUUUGACCUUGAUCAUGUUGGUCUUGAAAAAAGAUCUUUGAAUAUCAGGAAGGGAUCAUUUGCCUGGUGCCUGAUUUCCCCAACAAAAAGGACAAAGGACGCUUCUAAGAGUGGAUCAAACACCAGGACGUACAUCAUAACGUAUAUUUUUAAUGUUUUGCACAAUCUAUCAAACAUGUACGUUGAUGAAACACUAUGGGUGAAAAACUCGAUACAA